AUGAGUACGCCGCAAAGUGCUUCCUGCACUGUGGCUUUUGCUACUCUUCAAACUAACCACCACUUUAUCUCUCCUUACCUUUUCGUCGCCACCGACGCAAUCCUGGGGUCCUUCACAUCGCGCCACACCGCUGACACCAUUACAGUUCGGCGUCGGAGCAAAAAAAAAAUUGGGGAGAGCAAAUUUGAUUUUUUUUUUUCUGUAAACCGAUGGGUUUUCUGAAACAAGUGAUACAAGCAAAAAAAAAAUCAGCGGAUCAACUGAAAAAUGGACAGAAUAUAAACUUGAGUUUCAAAAGCUUAAAAAACGACGGAUUUUUUGAGCAGGCUGCUUCAUCUCAAAAAUUUCAUUCGACACCAAAAAAAUUAAAUAUGUUUUUGAAUAAUAACCAGUUCACGAUUGAAACGUAUUUUUGCGAGGUUUCAGAAAAUGCGUGGUUCAAAAAGUAAAUAUGAGUUUUGAACUUUUUAUAAUCUGACACAAAAAAAUCAAAUACUUAACAUUAUUUUUUUGCGAAGAAAAACACUUUAAAAAAAUAUAUAUUAUUUUCUUCAAAUAAGAAGAAGACGAAGAAGAUUUGUAAAAAUAAAAAUCAAGAAAGAAGUUAAAGAGUCUGUUCGAAUAUUACAACAGUUUUGAACAAAGUUAUGAAAAAAAUCUGCUCGAAAAAUGAAGUAAGAACUUUUUCCACGGCAUAUGAAGAUGUAAGAAAGCAUCUGAAACUUCAGACAUUCAGGAUCGAAUUCUAGCUUUCAUGAACUCAACCUCGGAUUUCUAGAUUUUUUUUUCCAUUCCUCGUUUUCGUAUUUUGUAUCUAGAGCCUCUGAAUGCUAUUUCUGAUGUCAAAAUCAAGAAGGAAAAUCAGUUUUUUCUUAGCUUGAAUUUCUGAAAACUCGUAGUGCGAUUUUUUGUGAUGCUACUUACCCAAGAUUUGAAAUAAUUCUUCUUUAUCGAGGAAAGUGAUGAUUUAAAAGAGCAAUCGGGAUGAGAAUGAGAUUUUUUAUGUUUAACUCCUGAAAUAAACGAUUCAAUUAUCGAAAUCAUUGCCAAGCUGAAAUGAAAAAUUGUCAAAGAAAAAAAUUUUAUCAGUAGAAUUCCAAUAAAAACGACGACCAAAGAGCAUAAAACAUGGUUCUUCUUGGUACGGGAGCCAGGACAUAAGGAACGCCGACACGCGUCCUCGGCCUCGAUAAACUCCCUCUGAUAAGAAACGCGAUGUUUAGCACUAAGCGUCUUUUCUACCAGUAUGAAGGAAGAAAAUACGCCACUGCUCGAAUCCGCGUGAGUUUUAAAGAAGAACACAUUAAACCUGUUCAUGAAUUUUUUCCUUCCCUUGUUGGAGAAACUUUCUCGUGAUUUCAUUUUCAUUUUCAUUAGUCGCCGUUUUUUUUUUCUGGCUUUUCAUUAAGGAUCAGUUUACCAAUUAGAAUGGUUCAUCUUAUCAACUAAGAAGGCAACCAUCGAUUAGUUUACUGAGUUUGUUUGUUGGAUUCCAUCGUCUCCCUCCUUUAUUCUUUUUUUCAAAAGUCAAUCACACACCUUGAGUUGAAAAAAAAAACAAUGUGAUGCAUUUUUUUGAAGACCCAGAUCUAAUGGGAAAAGAUUUUAUUCGGACGACAACUUCCACUGCCAUGAUGAAGCUGCAAGCGCCGCUGACGACAGCAAUAGUCGAGGUUCCUUUUCAUAAAUCAUUUUCUAGUGUCAUAAAUGUUUGGAAUAUGUAAGCAAUUUUUUUCCAGAAACUCUAAACUUAAAAAGUUAUCAAUUUUUUUAAGUUGUAUUGACGGAGAAUCAAAACAUGACAAAGUUUGUUAAUAUUAUGCUUAUUUAAAAAAAUCUCAUUUGUCUCAAAUAAAUAGUGAGUAACUAGUAGAUAGUAAAAUGUGUUUUUUUUUCGAAGUAUCUCUGAUCUCCCUAGUUGAUAACUCAAAAUCAAUAACCCUAAUGAGGAAAAAAACAUUUCAGCAACCCGUAUCCUAUGGCUGACCGUGGCCCUUUGCUUAUUUUUCAUGGUGUGCGAAGUGAUCGGCGGAUUGUGGGCUGGUUCCUUGGCUAUCGUAACAGACGCGGCUCAUUUGGUAAGAUCCGUUCAACUUCGAAAUUUCAUAUGCAUCUUGGUUGAGCUCACCGACUUCGCUUCAGUUCUCAUAUCUCUCUUCUCGCUGUACAUCGCUCGGAGGCCGCCAUCGCAAACAAUGAGUUUUGGGUUCCACAGAGCAGGUGGCAAUAAGUAUUAUACCGAUCCAAUAAUAAUUAUUUUCAGAAGUUCUUGGAGCUUUUUUCUCCGUCUUUCUUAUCUGGAUCGUGACGGGUGUUUUGGUUGUUUUGGCAAUCAUGAGAAUUGUUAAUAAAGAUUAUGAGGUCGAUGGCGGAAUUAUGGCCAUAACUGCUGGCCUAGGUGUUCUUGUUAAUCUUGCGUAAGUGUUCUGUCUGAAGACUUUUAUUUUUUUGUAAAAUUUUAAAGAUUUCUUUUAAGCUAGUGAUUUCUGCUAUGCUUAGCACAUUUUUUUACAGUUUCUCGAUUCAAAAAAAUAUCGAUAGGAAAAAAAUUGUAAGAAGUUUGCUAAAAAGGUCUCGAAUUUUUUUACUGUAAUUCUAAAAUGAGUUUCUCUGAAAAAAACUGAAAAAAAUGGAAUAACUCUAAAAAAACAGAAUAAAUUAUCUGUCUCUCGGUUCGGUUGAACUUUUUUUAUGAGUGUUUUAUACAUUUUAUAUACUUCCAGAAUGUUGACUCUUCUUUAUUUCGGUGGUCACACUCAUUCACACUCCCAUGGUGGUUCGAGUCAUGCCCAUUCGCAUUCAGGUUCUAUCAUUAUUCUUCUAAUUUCACAUUUUUUAAAUUUCGUCAUCAAAAUUCUCAAAAUAAUCUCCCAGGCGGUGACGGGAAGAAAAACGCAAAUAUCAAUGUGCGCGCCGCUUUCAUCCAUGUCAUCGGAGAUCUGCUUCAAAGCUUUGGAGUUCUUCUUGCUGCUCUGCUCAUUUAUUUCAAGGUUCUCAUAAUUUUAAUGAAAAAAAUAAUUUUUUUCAGCCGGAGUGGGUCAUUAUCGAUCCAAUCUGUACACUGCUGUUUUCUAUAAUUGUACUCUUCACGACUAUUUAUAUUAUGAGAGAUGCAAUAAUUGUACUUCUUGAAGGUUUGAUUGGAGUUUAAUAGAUGUUUGAACUUUUUGCAGGAAAAUGUAUGUAGAGAAGAUUUUUGUUAAGUUCUCAUCAAUUAUCUUUAUUACUUUUCCAUCAGGACGCCCUAGCAACAUUGACUUCUCACAAGUUUUUACAUCUCUGGGAAACAUCAAUGGCGUCAUCAAAGUACACGAUCUAAGGAUUUGGGCACUUACUAUGGAGAAGGUUCACGACUUUCGAUAAUUCAUCCAAGUUUUUAUUACAGGUCGCUGUUUCGGUACACUUGGAAAUCGGAGAAAACGCGGCUCCGCAAGAAGUUUUGCGGUCAACAAGAGCAAUGCUUAAGGAAACUUACGGCGUUCAUGAAAUAACCAUCCAAAUUGAAGAAUUUAUGGCUGAUCGACAAGAUUGUUUCAAAUGUGAUGUCCCACCCAAAUAA
Caenorhabditis auriculariae is the source of this 3559-nucleotide messenger RNA. The record is from the annotation of a GenBank genome assembly. Lineage: Eukaryota; Metazoa; Nematoda; Chromadorea; Rhabditida; Rhabditidae.